This is a messenger RNA of Ustilago hordei, 942 nucleotides long. RefSeq lists its product as uncharacterized. The record is from RefSeq and is a predicted model, not a curated record. The coding region runs from base 1 to 942 and encodes 313 amino acids. NCBI's taxonomy places the organism in Eukaryota, Fungi, Basidiomycota, Ustilaginomycetes, Ustilaginales, Ustilaginaceae. The transcript has a single exon. Gene Ontology annotation, cellular component: membrane; SNARE complex; endomembrane system. Gene Ontology annotation, biological process: intracellular protein transport; vesicle fusion; Golgi to vacuole transport. Gene Ontology annotation, molecular function: SNAP receptor activity; SNARE binding.
AUGUCAUUCAACGAUCUCGAACGAGGCUCCUCAUCAAGGGGCGGUGGCUCCGGCGGAGGCGGCGGUGGACCACGCAAAACCCCUCUCCCACUCUACCGCAACGAAGUAGCGCCCUCACUACCUCCAGAAUUCGAAAAGCUCACCAAUAAGAUCGGCAUCCAAAUCUUCAAGAUCAACUCGAACGUCACUGCUAUUCAGAAGCUCAUCUCGCUCUCGUCCUCCUCCGCCUCAUCCAACACAUCCGCCAAAGCAGCGGGUCAAGACUGGAGUAAACGCAUCAACGAUCUGAUAGAGACUACACGCGAGCUCAUCAAAGAUGCCACCACCGAUAUCAAGUCACUCUCCACUUUCCCGCUUGGACCAUCCAAUGGCGGCGCAAAGCUCACCCAAGGGAAAUUGCAACGUGAUUUCCAGUCGGCAGCGAUGCAGUUCCAGCGUGUCCAGAAGGAAGCGGUGGCUACCACGAGAGCCAAGUUGGAGCAGGACAAGCAGAAGGAGCGACAGAUGUUGAAGUCGAGAAACUCUCAGUUGCUGAUUGACACGGAAGAGUCGAAGCGUAAUAACAACGCUGCUGGGGUGUCGCAGGAAGGAGGAUUGCAAGCCGAGUCGCUGGACUUGUUGCCCGAAGGGCCAUCACAGGCGGAUCUGGAAUACCAGGAGUCGCUGAUCACAUCCAGAGAGGCAGAGAUCAGGGAGAUCGAGAGUGGUGUUCAGGAGUUGAACGAGAUCUUCCGUGAUCUCGGCAACAUCGUGCAGGAGCAGGGAGGGAUGAUUGAUAACAUCGAAUUUAAUAUCAACUCAAUCGCAGAGAACACGGCGGGUGCGGAUCGAGAGUUGGUGGUGGCCCACGAGUAUCAGAGGAAAGCAGGAAGGAGGUGUAUCUGUCUGUUGCUCGUAGUUGGGUUUGUGGUUGCGAUUGUUUUGUUGGCUGUUCUCAACUGA